Molecule: messenger RNA, 1617 nt
Organism: Clonostachys solani
Lineage: Eukaryota; Fungi; Ascomycota; Sordariomycetes; Hypocreales; Bionectriaceae
Source: the annotation of a GenBank genome assembly
AUGAUGAGACUCUUCCGCAAGAAAACGCAGGAGGCUGACUCCCAGGGCCAAGGUCCUGUAGAUGUUAGCGAGAUCGUCAUCCACGAGAAGUCCAGUGACAAAUUCUUCUUCUGGACCCGCCCCGGUACGUCCAAGGAAGAAAUCAAGCUCGUCCGCAAACUCGACUUCUGCGUUCUGUCCUUCUGCUGCCUAACCUUCUUCGCCAAAGACCUCGACCGCAACAACAUCAACAAUGCCUAUGUCUCAGGGAUGAAGGAAGACCUUGGCCUCUACGGCAACGAACUAAACUGGAUGACCACUUGGUUCCAAAUUGGCUAUAUUGUUGGCCAGAUUCCCUCUCAAAUUCUUCUAACCAAGCUCUCUCCACGGUGGUAUCUUCCUGCCGCUGAGUUUCUCUGGAGUAUCUUCGUGUUAUUUAUCUACAAAUGCAAGACUGUGGAACAAAUCUAUGCCUUGAGAUUCUUCGUUGGCUUUCUCGAAGCGGCGAGCUGGCCCGGUCUUCACUUCAUGAUUGGUACAUGGUAUAGAAACCACGAGAUUAACAAGCGGAGUGGAAUUUUUACUGCUGCCGGUAUUGCUGCCACAAUGUUCUCCGGGUAUAUCCAAGCGGGCAUCUACGAGACCAUGGACGGUCAUUUGGGAAUCCGCGGUUGGAGAUGGUUGUUUAUCAUUGGUAAAAGACGACAACUUCACUCUGAAAUGACUGAUUUCCUCAUUACCUUCCCGCUCGUCAUUCUGGGCUUAAUCAUUGUUCCCGAUCCGCUCUACAAAAAGAAGACAUGGUGGAUGACAGAAAAAGAGCGUCAAAUGUGCAUGAAGCGACUUGAGGCUGAUGACCGUCAACCGCUUGGUAACUUUGGCAUGUCGUUGUUCAAGCGUAUUCUAGGAAGAUGGCACUUCUGGAUCCUGACCACCUGGUUUUCACUCAUGUACUUCGUUUACCAAGCACCGACUACCUCUACAAUGGCUCUUUGGCUCAAGGCAGAGAAGACCUACUCCGUUCCCCAGAUAAAUAACUUGCCCACGGUCUACUCAGCCGUUUCUAUCGUUUUCAUGCUUGCCUCUGGCACUUACAACGACUGGAGAGGUACACAAGUUGACUCGAUCAUCGCAAUAUGCAUGACACAAAUUGUCUCCGAGUCUAUUUUGGUGGCAUGGGAUGUUUCCAAACCGGCUAAAUUCUUCGCCUACUAUGUAGCUGGAACAAUCCAGUCCCUGUUUCCUAUAAUUGUCAGCUGGACACACAUGGUAUGCUCGGCAGACGCCGAGGAGCGUGCUAUCGUGAUUGGAAGUCUGAACGCCAUCGGAUUAGCACAGGGGACGUGGUGGAACCAGGUAUUUGUCAAGACGACCGAGGCGCCUCAAUUUUACAAGGGUUACAGGGCUGGACUCGCAGCUUCACUCGCCCUGAGCGCUUGGCUACCGGUUGUCAUUUGGUUCACCCGCCGACAGAAAAGACAGGAGAAGAUGAUUCUUAUCGGCCGACCAAAUGUCGUCGCCGCUACCGAUGCUGAUGGCGAGAAGGCUAUAAGUCUUUCUGAAGGGUUAGACAUCAAAGACAAGACUGGCGUGACUGAGCGUCAGCAGAAGACGUCAGAGGCUCACUCCGCCAUGUGA